CUGGAGGGAGGUGCUCAGAUGGGAACGGGGAGGAAGAGAGAGAGGGAGCACACACGCAUACACACACACACACACAACAUGAGAGACAGUCUGAUGAUCAGAGCUGGGAUGGGGGGCUCUGCUCUGUAGGCCGCUCUGCUUCUGGAGGGAGACGGAGAGGCUGGACACAGGAAUUCCAGGUCACAAGGGUUCCUGUGGCACGGCACAGUCUCGGCCGAGUUGGGCUGGGCUGCUAUUACUAAACUCUCCCUCUCACGGUCAUGAGUGUGACAGGGUGAGAGAAGGACGACGGCUGGAAUACACACAAUCCAGAAGAGGAGAAGACCGAGAGGGAAACCAGGAGGCAGGUGUUUCACUCCAGGGGUUGACCUCUGGCUUGACCCCCCCUUCUCUCAUUAUGAUGGGAUCCUCUGAGGAGUUGGCCUGUUUGUUGCUGCUGGUUUCGACACUGGCCAAGAACCACUUGGUGUCCGGCGGUUGUUCGGGCAAAUGCUGCCGGGGCAGAGACUUGAGCUGUUCCACCACCGACUGGAGGAUGGACCGUGUGUAUGGGGAGUGCUACUGCGACGAGGGCUGCGUCAGGACCAGGGACUGCUGCUUCGACUACUUCACCGAGUGUCCAGCUCAGGACUGCACCGUGAGCGACUGGAGCUUCUGGAGCGGCUGUGCCAAGCCCUGCCUGCCGUCGGUGCGAGUCCGCGUCCGCCAGGUAGAGCGGCGGCCCAGUAACAGUGGAGAGGCCUGUCCCAGUCUGGAGCAACGGGCCGGCUGCAGGGAGUACAGGGAUCACCAGGGCAACCAAUGUGGACUCAACUCAGGUCCUGCACUCAUCACCAGCAUGGAGUUUGGCAAGGGAAGGCCUAAGCAUGACAGCUAUGGAAACCCCCUGGACCCUGGGUUCUGUGUGGAAUUCACACUGGAGUCGCGGACGCCCCACUGCACCGUGGAGAACCGGCCACACACACACUGGAUGCGCUACAUAACGGAGGGCUUCAGAGUGUGUGUGGCAUGUGAACCUCCUGCCAUGAAAAACAAUAGCGGCAGCUGCCAAGGAGACGGUCAGGAGUCAGACAAAGAAGCUUCGCUCCGCUGGCAGGCGGUGGGGAACCCUCAGUGCCGCGGGACAUGGAAAAGGGUCCAGAGAACCCACCAGUGUCACUGUCCACCGCAGCACAGCUUUGUCUUCAUCUGAUCCGAACCAGAGAGCAGGAAGCAGAGCUCAGAUCUGAUCCCUCAUCAGUGGAACUUAGAUAUCGCUGAGAUCUGAGGUGUUGACGCUGCAGGCUUCUCGUACUAAGAGACUUUAUGCAUGUGAUGGUGGCGCAGUGCAACUAGAAGUAUGUUAAUAUACUUCACAUAACCCACAUGAUAUAAAAGCAUUUUCAAAUCACCAUGCACAUUUCCAUUGUUCUGUUUAAUGUAGCAUACUGUGUAAAGAAGCACCGUUUCCAACACGCAUUAAAAACCUGUCUGUUGUUUUUUGUACAUUUUUAUUGUAACCAGCUACUAUUUUGUUUUUGUAACAAUUUUCUGUCAAAGAUAUUUAACUUUGAUUUGUAAAAUUAAAAAAAUAUUUUACAUUUGUGACUAUCAUACAUUUAUUAAAAAUAGAAAAGACACUACGGCUUAUGGUCUCUUGACAUGAGUAAAUUAAACAAACAGAAAAUAAAAUUAAGAAAUGUCAUUAAGUCUAUAAGAAAUGCUUAAAGAGAAAAUGCUACAAUUCAGAGUAAAACGUUUACAAAUUUGAUGUCCAAGCAUGAAUUGUCAUAGAAAGCAAUGCAAGUAGUCACUUUUCUGUGUUGACUGCCCUCUGGUGGUUUAUCUUUUUUAGUACAAAUAGCAAAGUAUUACAAGCCAAUAACACAAAAGGAACAUUUUCAAAUAUUAGGGGAAGUAGACCAGAUAGGUCACUGAAUAUAUUUACAAGUUAAAGACAGAGGUGUGGGCUCACACUUCGUCUGCCUUCACUAGAAUUCUCCACCGGUCUUUGAGCAUCACUCCUGUGCGUCCAUUAAAGUCGUAAGCCAUUAAUAUGCGAGACCACUUCCCGGGGCCGUGACGUUUGACGCCAUCCUUGAGGUAUUUGUCC
Messenger RNA from Pleuronectes platessa (European plaice), 2092 nucleotides. RefSeq names its product somatomedin-B and thrombospondin type-1 domain-containing protein. The transcript has 5 exons. The record is from RefSeq and is a predicted model, not a curated record. NCBI's taxonomy places the organism in Eukaryota, Metazoa, Chordata, Actinopteri, Pleuronectiformes, Pleuronectidae. Bases 398 to 1192 code for a protein of 264 amino acids.